This is a messenger RNA of Rosa chinensis, 2149 nucleotides long. RefSeq names its product rust resistance kinase Lr10. Gene Ontology annotation, molecular function: protein kinase activity; polysaccharide binding; ATP binding. Gene Ontology annotation, biological process: protein phosphorylation. The transcript is spliced from 3 exons. Bases 43 to 2010 code for a protein of 655 amino acids. The record is from RefSeq and is a predicted model, not a curated record. Lineage: Eukaryota; Viridiplantae; Streptophyta; Magnoliopsida; Rosales; Rosaceae.
UAAUGUAGUUUCAAAUGCGUAAAUCUUCUCUGAUCUCUGUCCAUGGGAAUAAGUGGGAUAAGGAGCCUCUCCCUGUGUGGGUGGGUGUCAAUUGUAGCCCUUUUUGUUCUUGGCUUAUCUACCGCUUCUUCUUCCGGCAAGAUCCACACAACAAGUGUUCUGGGCGAUAACCGUACGUGUGUCCCUUCUUCCUGCGGUGACGUCCACAACAUAAGGUACCCUUUUCGACAACAAAAUGAUCCACAGCACUGUGGCGACCAAAGGUUCACUUUGGAAUGUCACAACAACAUCACAGUGCUGCGCCAAAUUUCUCACGAGUACUACGUGAAGGUCAUUGACUACGAUAACAGCUUAAUCCGAGUGGUAGAUCCAGGCCUUGAGAAGAACAACUGCUCUUCCCUUCCUCGUUUUCCUUUGGCCCCAUCUGAUUUCAGUGACGGGUAUACAUACUCCCUAAAUGAUAGUAUUCCUCUAACCUUCUUGAAGUGUGCAAAUCCAGUGAACUCUUCUCUGUAUGUGAACACUGCUCCCUGUAUUAAAUCCAAAGGGCAUGGUUAUGCCAUUCUAGGCCAUACGUCCCUGGAAGAUUUAGAGAAUGGGUGCAGUAUAGAUUGGAUUUGGAAGGGUAUGAACCGUAUGAUCACUUCGACUGACGGAAAGGACCGAAAUAUUUCCUAUCAAGAUAUACACAAUGAACUGAUGAAAGGCUUUGAGCUUCACUAUUCUCUGCCCAAUUAUUAUCUGCCCAUUCACUAUCCGCAGCGCAAUUAUUGCCACGGUCAAUGGAGGUACAGGAACAAAACAUGUUAUCCGCGCAGCAUCCCAGGAUUGUUUCAACUUGUGCGGACAGCGCUUACAGAUCAUGGUGCUUUCGUGCGUAUUAUCGCUGUUGGUGUUCUAGAUUGUGUCGUAGGGGUAAAACUCAUAUAUGGAGGUCCAUUUGUGAUUGGACUUCUGAUAUACAAGUGGCGAAGAAGACAUUGGUCAGCCUACAACACUAUAGAAGAUUUUCUGCAUGGUGACAAUUUCAUGCCUAUAAGAUACUCUUACUCUGACAUUAAGAAAAUGUUUGGCAAUUUCAAAGAUAAGUUGGGCGAAGGGGGUUAUGGGUCUGUAUUUAAAGGUAAAUUACGGAGUGGCCACUUUGCAGCCAUUAAGUUGUUAGGCAAGUCUAAUGCAAAUGGCGAAGAUUUCAUGAGUGAAGUAGCUACUAUUGGAAGGAUUCAUCAUGUUAAUGUGGUGCAGCUUGUUGGUUACUGUGUCGAAGGUUCAAAGCGCGCUUUAGUAUAUGAUUUCAUGUCAAAUGGGUCUCUGGAUAAAUACAUUUACUCUAAAGAAGGAUCCAUCACUUUAACUUACAAGAAAAUGUAUGAGAUUGCAGUUGGAGUAGCUCAGGGUAUUGAAUAUUUGCAUCAAGGUUGUGAAAUGCAAAUUCUACAUUUUGAUAUCAAGCCUCAUAAUAUUCUACUUGAUGAGAAUUUCAUCCCAAAGAUUUCUGACUUUGGGCUAGCGAAACUAUAUCCAGCGAAUAACAGCAUCAUCUCUUCAGUGGCAGCAAGAGGCACCAUGGGAUACAUUGCUCCCGAGUUGUUUUAUAAAAACAUUGGUGGUGUUUCAUACAAAGCUGACGUCUAUAGUUUUGGAAUGCUGUUGAUGGAAAUGGCAAGCAGAAGGAAAAAUCUAAAUGCACUUGUAGAUCACUCAAGCCAACUUUACUUCCCCUCAUGGGUACAUGAUCAAUAUAGUGAUGGUAAAGACUUGGAGAUUGGCGAUGCUACAGCAGAGGAAAAGAAAUUAAUUAAAAAAAUGAUUGUAACUGCCUUGUGGUGUAUUCAAAUGAAACCAAGUGAUCGACCUUCAAUGAAGAGAGUCACACAGAUCCUCGUAGGAGAUGUUGAAUACCUAGAGAUGCCGCCAAAGCCUUCUCUAUGCCCACAACCAAUGCCCGUAAGCAAUUUGAUUCCAGCAUGUUCAAAUGUGGAGCUAACAUGUACUCUUUCAGCUAGGUGAUGAUCAGCUAGCUACCAUUCACUUCACUUCAUCUAGCUUAUGAAAUUUCAUAUUUUUUUAGAAUUGCAGAUUACUGUAGUAAAAAAAGAUGAACUGUCAAUGAUGUUCAAAUAAUGCAUUUCUCCAUUACUUUGUUGCC